GCACCGAUUAAUGACUGCUCAGCCUUUAUCACUUCAGAACAAACAAAGGCUCCAGGAUGAACUCCUACUUAGACUACCCAGUGUGCAACCGGGGAGCGAAUAUUUUCAGUGCCAAGGCCGGAUACCACAAUUUAAACCACGGAUACAUGUCGUCCAACUCGUGUGCAACAAGUGAUAGCUACGCACCGGAUGGCCGCUUGGUCGCCUCGACGUCUGCGCCCCACCAGACUCCGGGCCUCCCCCUGCACCACCAGACACACGUCAACUUGGACCUGCAGUUUUCCACACCGGGGAACUCCAUGUAUGGGUCGCCUCUGGAGUACGGACAUCACCAGUACGGCCUGGCCUCCGAGCAGGACCGGAACUUCAUCCAUGCGCAAGUUUCACCCCUCGGAACAAACAUGGCCCCUUACACCGGGGACAGCUGCGGGCCUGGGGUUGCGGCCGGCGGCCACUAUCUGCACUUUGGUAACGGAGAGCAGAGGCAGCAAGAAUACACAGACAGUGUUUACACAAGGUUACCGCCCCAGAGUAAGGAGAAGGAUUUGGAGCCUGUGGAGGAAACGUCUAAAACAUUCGAUUGGAUGAAAGUGAAGAGGAAUCCUCCUAAAACAGCGGUCCUGUCCGAGUUCGGGGUCCCCGGCCAGCACAACGUGAUCCGCACCAACUUCACCACCAAGCAGCUGACCGAGCUGGAGAAGGAGUUCCACUUCAACAAGUACCUGACGCGGGCACGACGGGUGGAGGUCGCCGCCAGUCUGGAGCUCAACGAGACGCAGGUGAAGAUCUGGUUCCAGAACCGCAGGAUGAAGCAGAAGAAACGCGAGAAACUCGGCUCGGCUCUGGUGAACAACUCUCCCGCACCUAUGGAGAAACUUCCCGGGCCUGAGUCCUCUCCAAAGGCGAAGGGGAAAGACUCUGGACCAUUAUAAGACUUUAAAAAAAUAAAAUAUAUAUAUAUAUGUGUGUGAACGUGGAGGCCUGAGCUGUUUCCCUCAGUGGCACAAUUCCAGGAAAAAACUGUGAAAAUGCUUUUGGACGUGUGUAGAACAUGUGCUUAAAGGACAUUGGUUUGACACUGAAUGCUGAGAUUUGUUUUUUAAAUGUCUUUUCAUCCAUUCUUGUAUUUUAUAAUCUAUCAUAAGCCCAUGCUGUGUUUUGAGUUGGAGCACUGAAGUACUCAGUGUCAUCAUUUGCACUAUUUAUUUACAGGGUAUUUUCCAACAAUUGCUGAGAUGAUUUAAGCUUAAUAAAGUUUAUAAAAAUGAGGAAAA
Paralichthys olivaceus (Japanese flounder) is the source of this 1274-nucleotide messenger RNA. RefSeq names its product homeobox B1b (gene hoxb1b). Gene Ontology annotation, cellular component: nucleus. NCBI's taxonomy places the organism in Eukaryota, Metazoa, Chordata, Actinopteri, Pleuronectiformes, Paralichthyidae. The record is from RefSeq and is a predicted model, not a curated record. Gene Ontology annotation, molecular function: DNA-binding transcription factor activity, RNA polymerase II-specific; RNA polymerase II cis-regulatory region sequence-specific DNA binding. Gene Ontology annotation, biological process: regulation of transcription by RNA polymerase II.